GUAUUUCUGAGCUAAAAGUGUGCACGAGUUGUUCAGUAAUUAUCUAACCGAUCGUACCUAUUUGUUUUUUUUUGUGAUUUUACAGCUGACAGUUGUCAGUUGUCUCAUUGUUUUAAUGUUUUGUUUUAUGAUGAAAUCACAAAACAUUUGUACAUUUAUAUGGAAGUUUUUGUGUAGGUAUGUAAAGAAAUCCACAAUAUGUUCGAAAAAGGUUUCAAAAAAUGUAAUAACGUGAAAUUAUAGACCAUGGUAUCAAGGUACUUACAAGGACACAAAUACAUUUUAAUAUAUACAGUUGUGCGGUAAAAAAGAUAGUGGUCCUUUAGCGACAAUAAAUAUUUGGAAAAAUUUUCAGGUUAGAAUAGGAAAUUGGCAAAAUUUUAUAUCUAACCGGUUAAUUUAAUUCGUUAAAAGACAAUUAGAUCAACAUGGGGAUAAUUAUAGGAAAAUUUAGAAAGAAGAAGAGCACUUAUGAGAUUCUCGAAAAACUGGAAAAUGAAAUAACAUCUAUCGAAGAAUUCGGUAGAAGCACCGAGCAAUUCAGGAAAAAGGUCAUAGCCAGGUUUAUAAUUCUCGCUUUUUCAAUUUACUUUGUUCUAGCUUGUAUUUUGUAUUUAUACUAUAACAGAAUACAAACAAAUCGUAAAUUGCUGUAUUUUAUACCUCUCAUAGCUUUCCCAUUCAUAGUAUGGUUCAUAAAGAAAUUUUUAACCUGGUAUUAUAGUAAAAAGUUGCAACGAAACGAAAAGAAGAUCAUAAAGUUAAAAGAGGAAAAAAAGAAAAUUAUUGAUAAUGUAAUGGAAACGGAAACUUAUAAGGUGGCCAAAAAAAUAUUGGAUAAAUUUGGUAUCGAGAAAAAGCAACCCGUACAGACUUCUGAUAGUCCAUUGAAUGCAAAUUUGAGAUAUAAUCAAACAGGUCUUAGACAACGUCAAUCCUUCGGACCGCCAUUAUCCAACACGAGACUGUCUUUCGGUUCGACGAAAUCACCAAUGGUAGAUAAAAAUUUCGCCCAACCCUCGCUGCCAACCCCUUUUUCGCAACCCACGGUCUCGGGCGCUUUAUCCGCCCGACCAAAUUUAGCUCUUCCGACCCCAUCAAGAACGCACGCCAUGAUCGCCGCAUCUCCGCAAGUCGGGAUCGGUACUCCUCUACCAUUGCCGAAGAACAUUUUACCCAGCAACAGGAGCGUCUUGGACAAAAUGGUGGAUUAUUUGGUCGGAGAUGGACCGUCGAAUAGGUAUGCUUUGAUUUGCAAAAAAUGCUCCAGCCACAACGGCAUGGCGUUGAAGGAGGAAUUCGAAUAUCUGUCGUUCAAUUGUUGCUACUGUUCGCAAUUUAAUCCGGCUAGAAAGAAGAAACCGAGCGGGCCGAAAUUCGAAACGUCGCCGCGACCGUCAAGAAUUGCUCAGAUCGAGGAUACCUCGGAAUCCGACAAGGAUACCGCCGAUUCGGAACCGGAGGAGCAAGAGACCAUGAGUACCGAGAGACGGAGAUCAUCGUCAAACACAGGCACGCCUAAAUCCGUUCCCGCUAGCGAGACAACCAGAAACUCUUCAUCUCCCGAAACGGAACGAAACUCCGACUUCGAUCGACUGUCGGACUUGGAUUACAGAGAAGGCGGGGAUGCCCCCGUCGUAUCGCCAACCGUUAGAAUUUCCCGACAGGUAUCUCUCAAUCCGUUCGAGUGCGACGAAACUCCCAUGGACGUCGAUCGGGACAAAUCCACGACCGACGUAACGGAUAACAACGAGUCGUAAACAGACGCAAGACUGAAGUUUAAUAUUUUUAAAUUUUAAGGUUAACGAGACAAUGUUUUCGGCGAAUCUUUGGCGGUCAUUGGUUUACCAAAAUACUGUUGUUUGUUAUAUCAGCAAUACGAGUUGAUCGUGAGCAUGUAAGAUCCAUAAUAUAACUUCCCACGAAUCUUUGUAGUCUUGUUUUUUUUAUGAAUAAAGGAUCAAAAAGAUUCAGGUUCGUUUACUAAGCAGGUUUGAAUAUUUAACAGAUAAUCUGCAUAUACCUCAUUAAUUUUCUGCUUAACUAACGCUCUAAGUUUCCUGAACUCCUGGUAAUAAGUAAUAUUGUUUGUUUUCUUAAAUUUCCCAUGGACCGUUUUGAAAAAUAAAUGAAUUUUUGCGGAUAUCUUGAUAACGGUCGUUAAUAAGAGUAAAUGUUAGUGACCUUUUUUGCAAACCGUAUUAUUCUUAACAGUUUUGUUUUUUAAAGGUUUUCUGUAAAAUUCGUAUUUCAAAAGUUAUUGCUGUUUUUCCAUUAUAUGAAUUUUGUGUACCUAGUUGUUUUAACAGUAUUUCCCAGAUCAUCCUUGCUAAGUGCACAUGGCAUAGUUAUAGUUAAGAAAGGAGGGAAACUCAAAGUAUUUAUGAAUUAUACAACAUUUGUGCAAUGGAUAACUUACUCAUUAUAGUAGUUUCUAUUCUUAUAUUUUCUUUUAAAAAUACCUAAAUUCGAUUCAGUUUUCAAUAUUUAUCGUAAUUCUAAAUGUUUUUCAUAAUCUUAGAUUUUUUUUUAAUAACUUUCGAUAGGUACAAUCGAUUUUUGUUUUAACAUUUUGUUUUUCUUAAAUGUCAAAUCUAUUCUCAAUUUUCAAUAUUUUUUCUUAAUUAUUACAUAAUUUUCUGUUUUUCAUAAUCAGAUAUUUUCGAUACAAUUAAUAUUUUUUCUCAAUUUUCCGAGAUUAUACAUAAUUUUCUAUUUUUCAUAAGUUUUAAUACUUUUUCAAUUUUCGACUUUUUGUCCUAAUUUUCUGCUUUUUGUCUUAAUUUUCGGCUUUUUGUCUUAAUUUUCGGAAUUUUGUCCUAAUUUUCGAUAUUUUUCGUUUUCAUAAUUUCAAAGUUUUCAAUGUUUUUCUUAAUUUUCGAUAUUUUUCACAAUCUUCGAUGUUAUUCAUAAUCCCGAUAUUUUUCUGUCGAUGUUGUCGAUAUUUUUUCUCAAUUUUCUAUAAUUUUCUAUAAUUUUCGAUCUUCAUAACUAUCGAUUUUCUUUACUAUUUUUAAUGUUUUUUUAUAAGUUUCGAUGUUUUUAUAACUAUGAAGGUAGGCGAUAUUUUUCCUUAAUUUUCGAUAUUUUACAGUUAUACAAUCUUCGAUCUUUUUCAUAAUCCCCCGAUAUUUUUUCCCCAUUUUCUAUAAUUUUCUUAAUUCUCGAUCUUUUUCAUAACUUCUGAAAUUUUUCUUAAUUUUCAAUAUUCUUCCUAGUUUUCAAAGUUUUUCAUAAGUUUCUUAUAUUUUUUAUAACUAUUGAUGUAGUUGAUAUUUUUCCUAAUUUUUUGAUAUUCCUAAUUUUCGAUAUUUUUUAUAAUCUCCCGAUAUUUUUCUGUUAUUGUAGGUAGUACUUUUUCUCAAUUUUCUAUAAUUUUCUAUCUUUUACAUAACUUCCGAUAUUUUUCUUAAUUUUCGUCAUUCUUCACAAUUUUCAAUGUUUUUUCGUGUUUCCAGUCUAACUAUCGAUAUAUAGUUUUCCUAAAUUUUCGAUAUUUAUUUUUAAUUUUUGGUAUUUUUUAGUACUUUGAUAUCUAAAAUUAAUUUUGAGGGAAUCAGAAAAUUUCUGAACAUUCUUAGCAAUCAGAGUAUUGUUUGAUAAUUUCAAAUGUCUAUUAAUUAUAGUCAUUUAUUUGAAGUUUUCUUUGUUAGGAAUCCUAUACUUAGUAAAAUCCUAGUUUUUUUUUGUAGAAAAAUAAAAAUUGCGGAUUAUAAAAUUUUGUCACCUUUUACGUUUAAGGUGGAUCUUAAAAACGGUUCCCAUUUUUAAUUUUCGAUUUCAAAUGCGUUCUCAAAUAGCUAAUAUUUUUUUAAAGAACAUUAAGUUGUCUGUUAUUUUUGUUUUAAACAUUUCACUGUAAAAUUGAUAGUUCAAGAGUUAUUAAGCUGCAAAAUUGUAGUUUUUACUACAUGUGUCAUCGUUAACAAUUUUGUAAGACGGUCGGUGACUGGACAGUAUUUUAUAGCUACAUGCACUUUGGUAAACCAAUGAACUAUGUAAAUAUUAGCGAAAGCUCAAAUUUAUAACCUUUCCAUUCUUUUAACUUCUUUUAUUUACUUCCCUUAAUUUACAAUAAUUAUUAUCGUAUCGUUACAAACCAACUAACUGCCAGGUUUUCGUGAAAUAUCAUGAUAUUUUCAUUUUCCUUCUUGAAUUCGAAAAAUAAACAUAAAUAAUUGUUUUAUAUCAUUUUUACUUAUUACUAACCAAGAAACUACUAGCAAAUAGAUAUUUUGAAUGUACGUGCGCGUUCCUUUAAUUUAAUAUUUAUGGUUUUUCCGCUAAAUUUACUUGUAAACGUGUAAACAUUCGAAUUUUGACAAUUUAAUGUCAAAUGUCUACCUAAUUUAGCAUUUUGACAACUGAAGUAGUUGACCAUCAAUUGUCAAUGCAAUUUUGACAAUUAAACUUCAAAUGUCAAUGCAAUAUUGACAAUUGACCGUCAAAUGCCAACGCAGUCUACUAUUUUGACAACUGAAGCAGUUAAAUGCCAAUGCAGUUUUGACGGCUGAACGUCAAAUGUCAAGGCAGAGUACUAUUUUGAUAACUGAAGUAGUUUAAUGUCAAAUGCCAAAGCAGUUUUGACAAUUGAACGUCAAAUGUUAACGCGGUCCACCAUUUUGACAACUGAAGUAGUGGAACUUCAAGGGUAUGGUCCGUUAUUAACUGACUACUAACCACUAGUAACCAGGAAUUUCAAGCAGAGCUGUUAGUUUUGGACCGAGUAACCGAUAUUUCGGUUAAUAACGGACCAUACCCAAAAUGUCAAUGCAAUUUUGACAAUUUAACGUCAAAUCUCAACGCAGUGGUACCAUUUUGGCAAUUGAAAUAGUGGAACGUCAAAUGUCAAUACAAUUUUGACAGCUAAACGUCAAAUGUCAUCCUGUCGAUCGUUUGUUAAACGCGCCACGCAAAAUAUAAGAAAAUCUUGUAUAUUAUUGUUCCGGUGUCAAUUUUUGUUAUUGUAAAAUUUGUUUAAUAAUUGAGAGCAAUAAAUGGUCGAACUCAAUUUUGUAUAUAUUUAAUAUUUAUGCAUUUUUGUAUCAUAAUGGUUUAUUUUUUUGUAUCAUCGUGUUGGUAUUGGAUUGUUGAGUUCAUUGAUUAAAUAGGUGCCUUGUCAGAUGGAUUUUAUACUCAAUAAAGCUUUCAUUAAUGCAGAA
Molecule: messenger RNA, 5162 nt
Organism: Psylliodes chrysocephalus
Lineage: Eukaryota; Metazoa; Arthropoda; Insecta; Coleoptera; Chrysomelidae
Source: the annotation of a GenBank genome assembly